AAACAUAAAGUAUCUAAAAUAUUAUGAUACAUUAGAAAAAAAUUAUGCACCGUCGAAAUGACUUGUUUGAAGUGUUUUUUGCUUAGUAAAUAUUCUGCUAUAAAAUUUAAUUUCUUUAAAAAUGUUAAAAGGAACACGUCGUCAAAAGUGAAACCUAUAAAUGUAGGGAAGAAAAGAUAUUCUGAUACUAUACUCUUACCAAAAACCAAAUUCCCGCUUCACAUAACACCCAAAAACAGGUCUGAAAAUGAUACCAUGUUAUUCGAGACAUGUAGAUUUUCAUCACUAUACCAGUGGCAGAGGGAGAAUAUCAAUGGCCCAAAAUUUGUACUUCAUGAUGGUCCACCGUAUGCCAAUGGGUUGCCUCACAUGGGCCACGCAGUCAACAAGGUGCUGAAGGACGUGACGCUGCGUCACAAGCUGCUGCAGGGGUUCAGGGUGCACUACGUCCCCGGCUGGGACUGCCACGGACUGCCGAUAGAGCUGAAAGCCGUGCAGCAGGUCAUGAGGAGCGACACCUCCAUGUCCGCCGUCCAGAUACGGCACACAGCCCGCGAGUUUGCGCGGAAGGCCAUAGCUGCCCAGCGGGAAGUUUUCCGGUCGUGGGGCGUUCUGGCCGACUGGGACGACUGUUACUUCACGUUUGACAAGCAGUACAUGAAGAACCAACUGCACCAGUUCUUCAACAUGUACGAGCGUGGCUUAAUCUUCAGAGAUCGCAAACCAGUUUUUUGGUCCCCAUCUUCAAGGACGGCCCUGGCAGAGGCGGAGUUGGAGUACGUGCCGUCACACCGAAGCCGGGCGGUGGUCGCCCGCCUGCGCCUGACCCGCGUCCCGGACCCCGCCCGGGGCUGCACCGCGGGCCCCGCGUACGCCCUGGUGUGGACCACCACUCCCUGGACGCUGCCCCUCAACCAGGCGGUGUGCUACGCCCCCGCGGCGCGCUACACCCUCGUCUCCUUGGACGACUCGGGGGACACGUACGUGGUGGCCCAGGACCUAGCCGCGGAGCUGGGCAGACAGCUGGGGGCGACGGUCGAGGUGCUCACCACGUUCGAAGGCAGCUGCCUGAAAGACUGCAGCUACUACCAUCCUUUGGAUGAGAGAGCGCUGCCAUUCCUGCCCGGGGAACACGUGACCACCGACAAGGGCACUGGAUUGGUCCAUUGUGCUCCCGGACAUGGUCCCGAUGACUUCCUGGUAGCACUCAAGCAUAACAUUGCAGUGGAGUGCCGGGUGGACGAAGACGGAUGCUACACGGACGAGGUGCACCACGCCCUCCGAGGGCUGCCCGUGCUGACGGCCGGCACGGAGGCGGCGCUGGAGGUCCUGUCCCACGACAUCCUGCACGAGGAGGAGUUCGUGCACAGCUACCCGUACGACUGGCGCACCAAGCAGCCCGUCAUCUGGCGGGCCAGCCAGCAGUGGUUCGUCCACACCGACAGGAUAAAGCACGCCGCCAUGGAGGAGCUGGGAGGCGUGCAGGUGCAUCCGAAGCAUGGCACGGCCGCGGCCAGCGCCAGGAGUCUGGCGUCCCAGUUGGAGCGCCGGCCAUACUGGUGUAUAUCCCGCCAGCGUGUCUGGGGCACGCCCAUCCCCGUCUUCUACCACAGGUCCGACGGCCGGCCGCUGCUUUCCAGAUCGCUGAUUGAGCACUUGUGUCAGCUGAUGGACACUCAUGGACCAGACUUCUGGUGGACUCUGUCGACGGAACAGCUGGUUACGGCAGACUGGCUGGAAGAACAGGGUGUCUCGGUCGAUGACGUUGAGAAAGGCCAGGACAUCCUGGACAUCUGGUUCGACAGCGGCCUGUCGUGGUCGUGGGUGCUGGGAGGUGGCAAGGUCGCCGACCUCUACCUGGAAGGGCUGGACCAGUUCACGGGGUGGUUCCAGUCAUCGCUCAUGACGUCCGUCGCCUUGCAGGGCCGUGCGCCCUACAGAGCAGUGUUUGUGCACGGGUUCGCCGUGGACGAGUCCGGUCGGAAGAUGUCGAAGUCGCUGGGGAACGUCGUCGAUCCACAGGAGAUCAUGCGAGGUGGCAAAGACCCCAAGAAACAGCCUGCUUUUGGGGUCGAUGUUCUCAGGUGGUGGGUUGCCUGCCACGCCACCCAGCACGCCAGCAUCCCGGUGGGCCAGGGCGUGCUCCGGAACAGCGCUGACCACGUGCAGAAGCUGCGCGGCGUGCUGAGGUUCCUGCUGGGGGCCGCCCACGACAUGGCGGCCGCGGGCGACGGUGAAGAACAGUUCUUCGUGCUGGACCGCUACUUGCUGCACACCCUGCAUGAGCUGCACUCCGAGGUGGUAGCAAUGUAUGACAACUACCAGUACAACAGUGUCUGCACCUCACUCGUCAACUACGUGACAAACGAGGUCUCCAACCUUUACUGCAGUCUUUGCAAAGACAGACUGUACUGUGAACUGAAAGAUGACCCACGACGCAGAGCGUGUCAGACCGUCCUGGUUCACAUCUUGGAGGUGCUGACUCAUUGUAUGGCUCCAGUGUUGCCACACUUGGCAGAGGAAGUUUACUUGCACCACCCUCAGUGUCCAGAAGGGCGGUCACUGUUCCGGUCCGGGAGACUGGAGCUGCCGGACAACUGGAGCGACCCUGGUGUCGCCCGUGCCAUGGAAGUCGGCCUGGGCGUGAGGCGGCAAGUGAACAAGUUGGUCCCAGGCAACACUUGGGAAGUGGCCGCAACCAUCAGGGCCUCCGGCGAAGUGUUUGAGACACUCAAGACGUUCCAGCCGGAAGGAGGGGCGAGCACGGACUCCCAGCUGACAGAGCUGCUGCAGGUCUCGGAGGCCCGUCUCCUAGAGGACGGUGGCGGGGGCGAGACGCGGGCGGAGGUGUCCCCUAGCGAGGGCAAGCUGUGCGAGCGCUGCCGGAGGCACACGUCGCCCGAGGAAGGCAGGCCAUGCAGGCGCUGCGAGAAAGUCCUCCGGGCGCUGGGAGCCGCCGCCCGCUGAGUCCCCAAGUUCACUCACGGCCACACAACAGCCAGUAUACUCACAACUGUGAAAAUGUUAGCUUGAAUCAAGCAAAUGUGCACAUUUCAAUAAUAAUUUUAUUUAUUUUUA
Molecule: messenger RNA, 3078 nt
Organism: Bacillus rossius redtenbacheri
Lineage: Eukaryota; Metazoa; Arthropoda; Insecta; Phasmatodea; Bacillidae
Gene: IleRS-m
Product: isoleucine--tRNA ligase, mitochondrial
Exons: 17
Coding region: 58-2967 (969 amino acids)
Biological process (GO): mitochondrial translation; isoleucyl-tRNA aminoacylation
Cellular component (GO): mitochondrion
Molecular function (GO): aminoacyl-tRNA deacylase activity; ATP binding; isoleucine-tRNA ligase activity
Source: RefSeq, a predicted model, not a curated record